Molecule: messenger RNA, 2017 nt
Organism: Clarias gariepinus (North African catfish)
Lineage: Eukaryota; Metazoa; Chordata; Actinopteri; Siluriformes; Clariidae
Gene: amt
Product: aminomethyltransferase
Exons: 9
Coding region: 107-1351 (414 amino acids)
Biological process (GO): glycine catabolic process
Cellular component (GO): mitochondrion
Molecular function (GO): protein binding; aminomethyltransferase activity
Source: RefSeq, a predicted model, not a curated record
GCAUUCAACGUUCCAUUUUUUACGCAAAAAGACGAGUGUUUUUGACGCUGGAAUACCGUGCAGGUUUUUCAGGAGUUUUAGCAGCUGCACGUGAGAGGGAAACGCGAUGCUGGCUCGGGGGCUGAUGAGCGGCCGGAGUGGGCUUCGGGGCCGAGGUUCGGGUGGAUUCCUUCAAACUACAGUACUGGGUGGGAGAACGGGACAACAGGAGAGACACGGAUCAACCGAAGUGGCCCUGAAGCGAACCCCUCUUUAUGAAUUCCACCGAGCUCAUGGAGGUAAAAUGGUGGAGUUCGCAGGAUGGAGCAUGCCUGUGCAGUACACAGACAGCCACAUCAGCUCGCACCUCCACACACGCCAACACAGCUCCAUCUUCGAUGUCAGCCACAUGCUACAGACCAAAGUCCAUGGGAAAGAUCGAGUAAAGUUCAUGGAGUCAUUGAUUGUUGGAGACAUUGCAGAGCUGAAGGACAACCAGGGCACGCUGUCCCUCUUUACCAACGAUAAAGGGGGCAUCAUAGAUGACCUGAUAGUGACUAAGACAGAUCAGGGUUAUCUGUAUGUGGUGUCCAACGCUGGCUGUGCUGACAAAGACUCUGCUCAUAUGGAGGCAAACCUCCAGCGGUUUAAAGCUGCAGGCCAUGAUGUUGAUUUAGAGUAUUUAGACGAGAGUUUGAUUGCUAUACAGGGUCCGUCAACAGCACAGGUGCUACAGGAAGGUGUGUGUGACGACCUCAACAAGCUGACCUUUAUGACCAGUGUUUUGACCCCAGUGUUUGGCAUCCAGAACUGUAGGAUCACUCGCUGUGGAUAUACAGGGGAGGAUGGAGUUGAGAUAUCUGUUCCUUGUGGGAGUGUGGUAGAGUUAAUGGAGAAACUGCUCAUCAAUAGUGAGGUAAAACUAGCUGGCCUUGGUUCAAGAGACAGCCUUAGACUGGAAGCAGGACUCUGUCUCUAUGGCAACGACAUUGAUGAGACUACGACACCUGUGGAAGCAAGUCUCGUAUGGACUAUAGGAAAGCGUCGUCGGCAGGCGAGAGAUUUCCCUGGAGCUGAUGUCAUCGUUCCACAGAUCAAAGCUAAGACUCAGAGGAAAAGAGUGGGGCUUAUGUCUACUGGCCCACCAGUUCGACAGCACACGCCCAUCCUUAGCCCUGAAGGCAAAGUAAUAGGUGAGGUCACCAGUGGAUGCCCUUCUCCCUGCCUAAAGCAAAAUGUUGCCAUGGGUUAUGUAGAAACAAGUUUCAGUAAAUUAGGAACAUCUGUUCAUGUAGAGGUGAGGAAGAAGGUGGUACCAGCAGUGAUCAGCAAGAUGCCGUUUGUCCCUACACGCUAUUAUACUGGACAGUAAACAGAAUAAAAUUAAUCUACUAAUGGAGAGUGAUAUUCAAUGAAAGUGGUAGACAGAUGUCUUUUCUAUAGUUGUAUUUUAAAUUCAAUUACAGUAUUGUCAUAUUGUGUGAAUGUGUAGAAGGCCUGGAGUCUGGAGUAUACAGCAUAUACAUUCCAAAACAAACAUGCUCAUAUGUACAAGUAUACUUUAAAUACUAUGCUUCAAAUUUGUUGUUUUAUUCUAUAAUGCAUUGUAAUUCAGAGAUAAACCUUCAGCUUAUUUUUUUACACUUUGCUUAAUAAUACUGACCAACAUAUAGGUGGCAUUAGGGCAAAUAGUUACUAGCAAGAUUAUAAAUACAUGUUGUCUCCUAUAGUUAGAGGCUUUUAUUUGUCCAAUUCUAACUCGUAGCUGCACUAAGUGGUGGUAAUUAUUAUUGAUUAUAGUUUAGAAUUUGAUUUAAAGUCUGUCUUGCUACUGCUAAGUUUGUGCUUUGGUUUGCAAAGAAUUAAUUCCUGCUUUGUUAUUCUAAACUGUGAAACCAAACAAGGGCCAAAAUUUCAAUGACAUUUUUUUAUUAUUAUUAUUUUUACACUUUUAAAUGUCUUAAAUUGUUAGAGUAUAAGAUGAAAUCUAAAAAUGUCUAAGAAAAUAUUUAAUAGCAAUAAAAAUGUUUCCCUUAGU